This is a messenger RNA of Onychostoma macrolepis, 4075 nucleotides long. Its product is annotated as olfactomedin-like protein 2A. Gene Ontology annotation, biological process: signal transduction. The transcript is spliced from 8 exons. Bases 86 to 2017 code for a protein of 643 amino acids. NCBI's taxonomy places the organism in Eukaryota, Metazoa, Chordata, Actinopteri, Cypriniformes, Cyprinidae. The record is from RefSeq and is a predicted model, not a curated record.
UGAUGAUGAUGUUGGGUCUGUAGUCUGCAGUCGCAUCAGCGCACAUCUCACACAUUCACACAGAGGAGCUUCACAGACCGGCGAGAUGUGGAGGAUAGUGGAGCUCGUGGCGUGUUUGCUUAUGAUGUCCAAUCAUGUAUCAUCUCAGAGCAAGAUCUUCGGGGAGGAACAAGUCCGCAUGACAUCAGAGGGAUCCGACUGCCGCUGUAAAUGCAUCAUGCGGCCUUUGACCCGGGACGCAUGCGCUCGCUUGCGGACAGGAAGUGUGCGCGUGGAGGAUUUUUACACGGUGGAGACGGUGAGUUCCGGAGCCGACUGUAAAUGUUCCUGCACGGCUCCGCCCUCCUCUCUCAACCCCUGCGAGAACGAAUGGAAGAUGGAAAAACUCAAGAAACAGGCGCCAGAACUGCUCAAGCUGCAGUCCAUGGUGGACCUUCUGGAAGGAACUCUCUUCAGUAUGGACCUACUUAAAGUUCACUCGUACAUCAAUAAGGUGGUGUCUCAAAUGAACAACCUAGAGGAGAUGAUAAAGAUGAACCUCUCUCGGGAGAAUGACUUUGUGAGAGACAGUGUGGCAACUCUGACCAACCAGCUACGGCAGUAUGAGAACCAUUCUGACAUCAUGAUGAGCAUAAAGAAAGAACUGUCCAAUCUGGGCCUUCAGCUGCUGCAGAAAGACUCCACCGCCUCAGGCCCUAAAAGCAAAGCUCAGGACACACUGGGGACAAAUAUUAAAGAUGCUUCAAAGUUUCCAGCAAAGAAACCAGAAAAGGGGAAACCUCCACCAAAGCCAGUAAAGGAAAAGCCGGCCAAGCCGAAGAAAGAGACCGCAAAACCAAACAAGCCCGGUAAACCAGAGCAAACAGAACUGCCCAGUAAAACCAAACCAUCACAGAACCAGCCAGGACUCAUCCGGGGAAUCACAUACUACAAAGCCACCAAAACGGAUGAGACAGGCAACCAAAAAGAGAGACCUGAUGAAACGGAUACGUUGCUUGAGGUAGGGGUAGAGGAAGAGGAAAGUACCAUAAUUCCCGACACCUUAGUAACAGAGACAACCCCGGCAACUGUACCCAUGACAAUGACAACAACAACCACUCCUCCCACAACAACCCAGAGGGUGACAACAACCAGCAGAACAAUAUACAGAGAGGAGCGACCAGCUCCAACCAUUGCACUAGUGCUGGACAAUACCAGUAACAACUCAUACAUUGCAGUUAAAGAGCAAAGCUGUGAAGGGACGCUGGCCUCCGUUGAUCUGCCGGUCAAGCAGCACAGUUACGGUAGGAAUGAGGGCGCAUGGAUGAAGGAUCCCACCGCCAAAGACUCCAAAAUCUACGUCACCAACUAUUACUACGGCAACAACCUUGUGGAGUUCCGGAACUUGGAUAACUUUAAACAGGGCCGUUGGAGUAACCUGUACAAGCUGCCUUAUAACUGGAUCGGAACGGGUCAUGUUGUGUACAGAGGAGGGUUUUACUAUAACCGAGCCUUCACGAAGAACAUCAUCAAAUACGACCUCAAGCAACGGUUUGUAGCCGCCUGGUCUCAGCUCCACGACGUCGUCUAUGAAGACACCACACCUUGGAAGUGGAAAGGCCACUCUGAUAUUGACUUCGCCGUGGACGAGAACGGACUUUGGGUCAUUUACCCAUCUGUUGACGAUGACUACGGACAGGCCGAGGUCAUUGUAGUCAGUAAACUAGAUCCUAAUGACCUGUCUGUCAAAAAGGAGACCACGUGGAGGACAAGACUGCGAAGAAAUUCAUUCGGGAACUGCUUCAUAAUAUGUGGCGUCCUGUACGCGGUGGACAUUUACAAUCAGCGGGAAGGGGAGGUUUCGUAUGCGUACGACACGCUCACGGGGGCCGAGGCAUCUCCGAGUUUACCGUUCAUUAACGAAUACGGGUUCACCACACAAGUCGAUUACAACCCGAAAGAGAAGGUUCUGUAUGCCUGGGACAAUGGACACCAGCUCACCUAUAACAUCAACUUUGUAGAGCAAGAAAAUAAAUAAAAUCAGACUUUAUCAAUUUUAUCUACUCAAAGCAAAAGCCACUUCCUGAUUGUAACUGCCUCAUUGGUUCCACUGACAAAUGCUCUUUUGAAACGGUGAAUCGUCUCCUAAUAGACUUUAAUAGACAUUUGUUAGAUAUUAUAUAAGAACAAAGGGAUUACAUAACCGCUGCUCUAGAAUUCACUACCAGAUCUAGAAUCCUGUCGAACGAAAUCUAAAGGCCCUUUCACAUGAUUCACAUCAACAUUCUCAAUGCAUUAAGCUACUCCCAGCUUCUUGUUGUGCACAGGUUGACCCAUAUUGACACAUUUUGAAUUAGCAUACAAUUACACAACGCUUACAAAAGUUAACCAAUUUCAUCUUCACUCCACAUGCCGCUGAAAGCAUGAUUAUUGAAAACUUUGUAUAACGUCCCUUUUUUUUUUUGCUACUUAAAACAGGAUAGGUUUUCGAAUUUGCACAUAACACUUGUCCUAACAUCCAAUUAAGUUCUAAUACGACUCAUGUGAAAGGUUCUAAAGUGUUCACAAUUGACCCUUCGCAAAAACCCAAUGCUGUUGCUGUGUCCGACAAGCCAUGGCGGUCUCAUUUUUAGCGGCACAUGAACCGAUCAUCUCUUUCUCUUCACUAGUUAUAGCAUGAAAUUAACAUGAAAGAACAUCAGAAGGUAUCUUGUUUCAACUGUGGAAAGACGACAAUGCACACCAUUUUUCAAGUUCAAGUCUGACGUUAAUCUACUCUCCUACCUGGUUUGUUUGUCCGACAAAAAUGGUAGAUUCGGCGUAAUGAUUGGACAGAUCGCCUGUCAAUCAAACUCCUUUCGAAGGGUCAAUUACAACUUCUAGAACUUUGAGAUCAUUUUACUCUGUAUUAAAAAGCCCUUACAAAUGUUUACAUAAUUUACACUGUCCUAAUCAGGCAUGUUGCAAUAAAGCAUCAUCAAACAAUACAAUUUUUGUAUAUAAUACAUUUUAAUAAUUACAUUUAAAUAUAAAAUUAAUAAAGUCAAAAUAUCUAAAAAUCUUAAAACAUUAUAACUUUACUUAAGAAGCAUCACUGGAUUAAUUUUUUUAUGGAUUAGAUCUUAAAUACAAGUGUAUUUUGUCUUGUAAUUCUUACAUUUCUACCUGUUUUAAGAGUAAAAAAAGUUUAAAAAAGUGAAAAAAAUCUGCUGCGGUAAAACAAAAUACAUUUAUAUUUCAAAUAUAAUGUAUUUUGCUUCUCCAAUGAAUUGAUCUUGUUUAAAGGAUAGAUAUUUUAACAGGUAAAUUAGACAAAAACAUAUAUUAAGAAAAGUAUAUCAAGCAGCGAAUCUCACUGGUCUGAAAUCCUGCUGGUGACAAAUGUCUUAUUCAUCGCUCCUGGUUAGGACAUGUGUAAACCAUUAAGUUAAGAGUUUCGUGACUUGCUCUUCUUUAACACAAAUAAAAGCUUGUCAUGCCAACCACACCAACAACAUAACAUAACCUCAUGUUUCAUGUACCUGUAAUGAUAUUUUAUAAACAUAACAAGCAUUCUGAAGGAAAAAUGUUAUAUGUUUUAUAUGAAAAUUGUCUUCCAGUGUUUCGGCCCAUAUAGCCUCAGCGGACUGGUAAAGCAUGACAUCAUAAUGGAGAAAGAAUGCUUUGUGUGCUAAUGGGAGCGUAUGAUUAUGUUUGGGAGUCUCUUCAACGACUGGGAAGGGUUAUGUAUAGAAUGUUUAUAACAGGCAGGUUGUGCGAGGAAAGCCUGACGCAUACGGAUACAUAUGUCAUGUAUAAACAGUUUAACGGUCUUUAGAAUGUUGUUUUAUAGCAGUUUGUUGUCCUCGUGCCCUCUGUAAAUAGCAGAAUAUUUUUUAUUUUGUUUUGACUGAGUUUUAGAAACACAAUCUUCCCAAGAGGAAGAGAUUUCUUUAACUCUGUCAAUGCAGCAUGUCUGAUUUUAAUAAACUCUAAUUGGAUUUUGUUAAAUGUGCAUUUGGUAUUGUGAAAUAUAUUUCUAAACAGAUUAAAAAGACUUCUGGGAUGGAAGUGGGAGUAGUUUCUGGUUUGUGGGAUCGUGUGGGUUUUGUUAAAG